Messenger RNA from Anopheles nili, 3174 nucleotides. RefSeq names its product WD repeat-containing protein on Y chromosome (gene WDY). Gene Ontology annotation, molecular function: protein binding. Bases 1 to 3174 code for a protein of 1057 amino acids. Lineage: Eukaryota; Metazoa; Arthropoda; Insecta; Diptera; Culicidae. The record is from RefSeq and is a predicted model, not a curated record. The transcript is spliced from 3 exons.
AUGGCGGCUGACAGCGUUUCUUCCGAACAGUUAGAUAAGGAAAUUCAUCGUUUCGUAACACGCGAGCAGAUAGAAUAUCUCUACGCACACUUUCGGACGCAUAAUGGCCGCCUCAGCUCGCAGGAGUUACGCGAACUUUUGGGCCGCAUCAAACUACAGUACACCGAGGAGGAGUAUCGAACACUGUGGCUGCAAAUCAACACCGACCACGACGAGUACUGCCAAUGGGAUGAGUUUCUUAGCUACCUCAUUCUCGGCUUCCAGGAUGAUGACCCGUUGGGGGUGAAGCAAUCGAUUGAUCCGCCUAUCGCAGGAGAUCUGGCACUGAAGCUUCGCCGUCAGGUCUAUACCAUCGUGAAGGUGGACUUCUGUCCCAUGGUCUAUUACGACGGAAGUAUAAGCUGGUCACAAGGACACUGGAUCACCACGUCCCGGGAAGGUGUGAUAAAUUACUGGACGGAAGAUUGGAAACACACCAUGACGAUCAGAUCGGUGCCAUCGAAGUUAAAGCGCUGCAAGACGUGGGUACUCGACAGUACGCCCUUACCCGAUCUCAGCAUGCUGUGUGUAGCCAGUCUGGAGACUGAGCUUCGCUUCUACCACGUGGUGGCUGGUUCGUUCAGCCUGAAGCUGGUAGUAGAACGUCUCCCACAUUCCAUCAGUGCGUUGGCGUAUCGAUUUAACCGCAACGAACGCAGCCAGCUACUGACCGGUGACUAUACCGGACGUAUCCGCAUGUUUGUGUUCUACCCGGAGCGUAAGGUGACGACAUCUAGCGGUGGGUCGGCCAUGACAACCGUGAGCUUGGAUGAUGUUCUUCGGGGAAAAUAUCCUCCGCUGGAAUGUGUCGACUAUGGGCAGCUUCUGCCGGACAUAGUGCAAUCGGUGCAGUUUGUCGAUAGUUUGGCGUGCUUUAUAGCGGCCGCUGAAGAAAAUCCGCUCACGAGCGGUCGAGGUUCUGGCACGGGAGCAAAACGAAAACCGUGCUGCAGCAUGGUGAUACACUCGCUCGAACUUCCCGCCAUAAUGGUGAAGUUCUUCCACGUGCCACAUGGUGUAACGUGUUUCGCCUUCGAACCGGCCAACGAUUUGCUGGUUUCGGGUGGGCCAGAUGGCGAUCUGCGGCUGUGGGAUAUCAACCGACCGAAGAAACCGUUGGUGGCGUUGGUUGGCCACACGUCCAGCAUCACGUUUCUCUUCAUCCAGGAUGCGGGCGACAAGAUCUACAGUUUUGAUCAGAAAAAAAUCAUCAAGGUGUGGGACGUGCGCAACCGAACACUACUGCAAACGUUCAGCCAGUUUUCCACCGUCCUCGGUAAGGGUGUACCAGCGUGUGCGUUCUAUAACGCACGCGAACGAGAACUUACCGUGGCCGGUAACAAACUGUUCGUAACGAGUUGCUGUCCGGAGAUCGCACUCGAUCGUACUGAUGGCGAGAGCCACACCAAACCCGUCUCUGUGCUGUUGUACAACGCGCUGUACCGGCUCGUGAUCAGCUGCGGUUUCGAUAGCUUCAUCAUCGUGUGGGAUCAUCGCAUGAAUCGUAAGAUGAGCAUCAUCACGAAGGCUCACACGCAAACCCGCAACAGAGAGCUCGAUGCCGUCGAGAUCACUGCUGGGUGCUUCGAUGAGAAGCAGCAACUGCUGCUGACUGGCGCACGGGACGGAUCGAUGAAGAUCUGGAACAUCAGCGGACGUUUCUGCAUGCGCACGAUCCAGAUGGCUGAGGAUUGCGAGGUGACGGCCGUGUUCUGGCAAGCGAAUCGGAUCAUAGCGAUGGGCUGGAACCACCGAGUGGUCGAGUUUGCGGCGUUCUCGGAACACGACGAGUAUCCACGGGGUUUGCAGUGGCGUAAGCUGCACUCGGACGAUAUCCUGUGUGCGUCGGUCACUAUGACAUCACCAGCUGCCCUAGCGACCUGCAGUUAUGCGGGAGAACUCGUGUUCUGGAAGCUUGAAACGGGUCAACCAUAUCGCCGGUACGAUGCGACGAGUCCACUAUCCCACAUACCGGUGCUGUUCCACGGCAAUCUUGAGCCACAAGAGCGCAAAUUGCCAUUACGACAGUCUAUUUUUCGUGCCAGCGUAAAUCGACCCUGGCAGCGACGAUUGUCAGGUAUCACGAUGCCUUCGGGAUUGGAGCAGAUGCGCCGGUUGUCGUAUCAGGAUCUGAUGUUUCUUGCUUCCCGUCCCAUGGUGGUUGGUUUCGGCACGUUGCUUGGCUCGCUCAAUAACGGAAUGGUUCAGGUGUGGUCCCAUCACCCUGAGGGAGGUUUUAUGGGACAAUUCAGUGCGAUUCACAUGGCGGGCGAUAGAGUUAUCGCGAUGGCGUCCGAUAGGGCGAACAAAUUUCUGUUCACUGGCACAGCACUUGGAUACGUGAAGACGUGGUACAUAGAAGACUGCUGGAUUCCCGAUGCGAACAAAUUCCACGUGAACAAACCGGCCAUCAGGGUGCAGUUUCCGUUUCUCCUAAACGAUGUGGUGUUAGGCCGUGCUAAGCGAUCAGCUCGGGCUUACCCUAAACCAUGGCUCGUGAACUCCUACCAGGCACACCGGGCGUGUAUUACCGGACUUGCGUACCUGGACGAUGGUGAGCUGCUGUUGAGCUGUAGUAGCGAUCGGACGGUUCGCAUCUGGACACUUGGAGGUCGCUAUAUUGGGCUUCUCGGUAGUCCCGUUCACUGGGAGCCACUAGUUACUGACGUACCACCUCGUGUGGGCUAUCCUUUCCGGUUGCCUCCGGAUCUUCAGCGUGAGGUGAGUUUUACGACGGCGAAAGUGUUACGUGGUGGUCAGGAUUCACACCAUCUGCGGGCAACGAUUGGACCACGGCGCGUUGGUACCACGGGAGACAUCAUUAGCGCAUCGGAGCAGUCGAAAUAUCCUGCGUCAAUCGAAACGUACGGUGCAGCACUUGCGGAACCGAUUCUGAACGCGAGCGUAAUGAAACUACCGGCCGAGGAACCGAUGUUGCAGGCGUUUAAAAUCGACAAAACAUUCCCAUCGCUGCCACUGCACGGUCACAUGACGUGCUUUCCGGUGAAGCUGCCAAGGUGUACGCUCGAUAUUGAGCACAUUAUCGCAAAAACAAAACGCCUACGAUUUGCGAAAGAACCUGACCCCCCCAGCGAUGAAGUUAAUUACCCCCCCAGCGAUGAAAAAGCGCCUUAG